AUGCAUUGGAAUGAUUCAUCCGGUUCCUCACAAAGUGACAAUGAAGCUCAUUCAGCCUUUACACAGACUGAGCACAACAUAGUUGCAGCUUACUUAAUAACAGCAGGAGUGAUAAGCAUUUUCAGUAACAUUGUUGUGCUAGGGAUCUUUGUUAAGUACAAAGAACUUCGGACAGCAACCAAUGCAAUUAUUAUCAACUUGGCUUUUACUGACAUUGGUGUCAGUGGCAUUGGCUACCCCAUGUCAGCUGCCUCAGACCUUCAUGGAAGCUGGAAAUUUGGAUAUACUGGAUGCCAGAUCUAUGCUGCCUUAAAUAUCUUUUUUGGGAUGGCGAGUAUUGGUUUGCUCACUGUUGUUGCAGUUGACCGUUACCUGACAAUCUGCAGGCCUGAUAUUGGAAGAAGAAUGACUGCCCGUACCUAUGCCGCCCUGAUCCUUGCUGCUUGGAUAAAUGCCGUCUUUUGGGCUUCCAUGCCUACCGUAGGCUGGGCUGGCUAUGCUCCGGAUCCAACUGGAGCAACAUGCACAGUAAAUUGGAGGAAAAAUGAUGCGUCCUUUGUUUCCUACACAAUGAGUGUAAUUGCUGUUAAUUUUGUUGUACCCUUAACAGUCAUGUUUUACUGUUAUUACAAUGUUUCCCGGACAAUGAAAAAAUACACCAGCAAUAACUGCCUGGAGAGCGUCAACACGGAUUGGUCUGACCAAGUAGAUGUAACAAAGAUGUCUGUUGUGAUGAUUGUAAUGUUCUUGGUGGCAUGGUCUCCCUAUUCCAUUGUGUGUUUAUGGUCUUCCUUUGGGGACCCAAAGAAAAUUUCUCCUGCAAUGGCCAUCAUAGCUCCUCUAUUUGCAAAAUCUUCCACAUUCUACAAUCCAUGCAUUUAUGUCAUUGCAAACAAAAAGUUUCGGAGGGCAAUCCUGGCAAUGGUGCGGUGUCAAACAAGACAAGAGAUAACUAUAAACAAUGCCUUGCCCAUGAGCGUAUCGCAAAGUGCACUGACAUCGUAA
Cygnus atratus (black swan) is the source of this 1005-nucleotide messenger RNA. It is a transcript of the gene RRH, whose product is annotated as retinal pigment epithelium-derived rhodopsin homolog. The transcript has 7 exons. Gene Ontology annotation, biological process: visual perception; G protein-coupled receptor signaling pathway. Bases 1 to 1005 code for a protein of 334 amino acids. Gene Ontology annotation, molecular function: G protein-coupled receptor activity. NCBI's taxonomy places the organism in Eukaryota, Metazoa, Chordata, Aves, Anseriformes, Anatidae. Gene Ontology annotation, cellular component: photoreceptor outer segment; membrane. The record is from RefSeq and is a predicted model, not a curated record.